AUGGGAGCCGGGCUACACCCCACCAAGCUGGCGGUGGCCGCUGUGCUGCUGGUGGCGCUGCUGGUGGCGCCUGGCGCCGCCGCCGCUCGCCGCCUGCGUCACGCGGGCCACGCCCUGCAGCAGGGGCCCCACGGGCGCGCCCUGCUUGUGGAGCGCCGCCACGCCCUGGAGGUCUGCACCAACUGCCUCUCCCUCCAGCCCAGCAAGCCGCUCCCGCUGCCCAGCGACGGCCUGUCGGCCGCCGCGGCAGACCUGGCCUGGCUGGCAGACCCCUACUCGGUGGGCAUCACCUGCAAGGACACCUGCACCCCCGAGCAGCAGGCCGCCUGGCUGGCCAACGUCACGGCCGCUGCCCAGAAGAUGGGCGCUACGGCUGUGAGCCUGGUCUACAUUCCAGAGUCCCAAGCAGCCGCCCUGCUGUUCUCCACCCCCAACAAGAUCUUCGUGGCCUUUGGAGGCCCCCUGCUCUUCUACGACCCAGACCUGCUCAUGGACACCGACGUGGAGCCGCUGGCAGACCUGUCCCUGGGACCGCACGGCCUGCCCGCGGGGCAGGGCCCCGUGCAGGUGCACGGCGGCCUGCUGGACGUCACCAACGGAGUGUACAAUGAGCUGGCCAAGGCGCUGGGCGAGCUGGACCCCAACGGCACCCUGCCCGUCUACUUCACCGGGCACGCGCUGGGCGGCGCGCUGGCCACCCUCAGCGCUGCGCUGCUGCAGAGCUGGACGCCCCCCGCCACCACCAACGCCACCGUGGCCGCCGUCUACACCUUUGGCUCCCCCCGGGUGGGCAGCGCCAGCUGGGCGCAGGCAUACUGGAACCUGGGCCUGUACAACUACACCCUGCGCUACGUCUACUCCAAGGAUGUCAUCCCGCUCAUCCCCCAGGACUCCACACCAGGGAACGGGUAUGACCACAUCGGCCGCGUUGUGUACCUGCCCGGCUGCUCCCCUAACUGCUCCGAGGAGACCUGCGGUGCGUACGACUACUGCGCAGGCUCCAACACCACCCUGCAGCAGGAGACGUGCUACCAGGCGGAGUUCCAGAUGGAGAAGGUGUGCAACCUGGAGGGCGUGCCCGACAACCUGCACUGGACCCUCAACACCACAGUGGGCAGGCAAGCCUGCGCUGCUGCUGGCCUGGCCUGCUGGCCUGCCCGCUGGCCUGCUGACGGCGUUUUGGGCUCGCGCUCGCUGCUGUGCGCUUCUGCUGCCGUGGGGCUGUACGACCCGCCCGCCUGCUGCAUGUUCAAGACCCUGUCCGACAUGUUCCUGGACCCUGUGAAGUACGGCAACCCCAUCCAGUACAUGCAGAACUACAGCAACUACUACCCUGACUGGGUCAAGAGCCAGUGCAGCGGCGGCGGCGGCGGCUCGGGCGGCGGCGGCUCGGGCGGCGGCGGCUCGGGCGGCGGCUCUGGUGGCAACGGAGGCAACGGCGGGAACGGAGGCAACGGCGGCAACGGAGGAAACGGUGGUGGCGGCGGCGGCGGCGGCGGCGGCGGCUGGCCCACCACCUCCCCUCCUCCUCCUUCUUGGUGGUCAAACCCACCCGAGUACGCACCUGUCGCUGCGCCUGCUCCGGAGCCCUCCUGGGAGCCCACCUGGCCCCCGACAUGGGCUCCAGAGCCCGAGUGGUCUCCGCCCACCUGGUCCCCGCCCACCUGGGCGCCCGCUCCCGCCCCCUGGGCCGAUGCGCCAUGGGCCGAUGCGCCAUGGGCUGAUGCUCCUGCGCCAGAGCCCUGGGCCGAUGCCCCGGAGCCCGAGUGGAGCUCCCCUCCAGCAUGGGCGCCCUCGCCGGAGCCGCAGUGGAGCUCGCCGCCCACGGGGGAGCCCGCCGAAGCGCCGGCGCCUUCUGGCGGGGACGAUUCCGUGAACACCAGCUCCAUCUCGCCCACGCCCAGCCCAGAGCCCGCGCCCAGCCCCAGCCCAGCCGAAAAACGGCGGCUUGCAGAGCUGCAUGACUUGCUGCAGCACCUGUGCACUCGCGUCUUCCUCAGGGCGCACGCGCCCCCGCACAAGCGGCUGCCCGUCCGCCUCUUCCUCACCGCGCACGGCAGCAAGGUGUGCUUCCUGGAUGGCGGCGUCCCCUGCUUCAAGGCGGAGCUCACGGGAGAUGCGGCCAUGGAGGCCGGCAGCUCCGCCAGCGCCGAGAUCCAGCGGGCGCAUGACUGGUUCCUGGCUGCCUGCCGGAUGCUGGCGCACAGCUGCACCCCGGGGGGCGACGGCGAACCAGAGAUGAAGGGCGCCCUAAACGUGGAUGCACUCCUGCACUUGUGCAUAUCGGUGCUGCUUGCCGGGAGCCUCACGAAAGUUGUGCUGGUGGUGACGCACAAGGGCAAGAAGAAGCAUAUUGCACCCGCAGGAGCUCCAGCAGGGCCCCCUGGGGAUGGCAGGGUUGCCGCAGUGGCAUUGCCAGUCAGCGGCGGCGGCGGCCUCGUCGGCGCCGCCGCCGCUGAAACGACGCCGGCCCGACCAGUUGCCGGCGUCGUUUCCAGCAGCGCCGCAAACAGCAGUAGAGUCGAGCCUGUGCUCGUGCAUUGCGUGGAAAGCAAGAGCGAGAGCGAGGAGGAGGCCAGCAGCGGCGGCAGCGCAUACCAAGACGCCUCCAGCCCCGACGACAGCGCGGACGAAGAGCCGCCGCUGCUGCUGAGCGAGGCCGCCAUCGACGCCGCAGCAGUCGAGCUGUUUGGUGCUGCCGACGCCGGCAGCAGCGACGGCGGCAGUGACGGCAGCGGCCACCAUGCCCCACGCCUCUGGCAGCACCGAGCGCAGGAGCUGCGGAAUGGCACCGCCUUUGACAGGGUGGCGGUGGCGCUGGGGCACGAGUAUGCGUGCUGCCGUGAGGCCCCCACCCACAUGGAACCCAUCUCUGUGGCAGGCCACGAGCUGCUGGUGCCAGACGCAGUCGGGCCGGCAGGCGGGCAGGCGGCCCUGCCAACCCCCGUGCAGAUGCACACCCUGCACCGCCUGCUGCACCGCCUGCUGCGAGACAUCUUCCUGCGUCAGGCCGCGGCGCAGCAGGCCCCACGCUUUGGUGUUUACUGGGAUCCUGACGAUGUGGCCAUGGGGUAUGUGGAUGCGGCGGGCACGCCGUGGUUCAAUGCAGCGCAAGACCCCCCAGAUCCCGCCUCCCAGCCCGAUGUGGCGGGCAGCUCGGCGGCACACGGGAACUACAAGGCCAGCCGCGCGCGCGCCUGGUUCCUGGCCGCCUGUCACCUGCUGGCGCACACCUGGGGGGCUUCGCACGACGAUGUGCUGGCAGAGGCGCACGCGCAGUGGAGCUGCAAUGCUGGUCAUUGCGGCUCGCUGGAUGUGGGCACAGGAGAGGAGGGAGGCAGGCGAGGUGGAGGCAGGCGAGUGGCGGCCAGCCAGCCCGCUGAGACCCAGCCCGCAGCGGCUGACAAGGCCGCCGGGGCCUGGCAGGGGCGCUGGCGGCUCACGAGCGAGUUGUCAGUGGAGGCGCUCCCAUCGGCGGAGGCGCUCCCAGACCUCGGCCAAUCCAGCCGUGCCGGCACAAGUGCAGACAGCAGCAGUGACGGCAGCUCAGGCGAGGAGCCGAUCCAUCCUGUGCUGGAGAGCACAGCCCGGAGGCUGUUCAGCACCGGCAGCGCGCCAGAUGCGGCUUGCUCAUCGGUGGCGCCGGCUCCGCCGCCAGCUUCGGGCCAGCACCCUUCCAAGCCCUAUGCCAUGGUUCACGGUGGCAUUCACACUCCCACCGGCAAGGAGAUUUGGGUGCCCAGCUGGUGGCUGGACCUGGGAGCCAUGCCUCACAUUGCUGAUGAGCAGAGGAUCCAGCUGGGCACCCUGCACAUGCAGCUGCAGCAGCUGCUACAAGAAGUCUUCCUGAAGGGCUGGGGCAAGGAGCCUGCCUUCCACCUGUGCUGGGACGAAGCAGAGAAUGAGGUGGGGUUCCUGGAUGCCAACGGCACAACUGUGUGGUUCAAUGCAGCCGCCUUCAGCCCGGCACCCCAGGAGCAGCCCGGUGCAGGCAGCUCGCCGCAGCGAGAGCUGGAGUGGCGCUGGUUCAAAGCGGCCUGCCACAUGGUGGCCGGGGCAUGUGGUGCAGACCAAAAUGCUGUCAUGGACUUUUGCAAGCACCACUUUUAUCUGGCCCCGCUUUGA
Molecule: messenger RNA, 4125 nt
Organism: Chlorella variabilis
Lineage: Eukaryota; Viridiplantae; Chlorophyta; Trebouxiophyceae; Chlorellales; Chlorellaceae
Exons: 17
Coding region: 1-4125 (1374 amino acids)
Biological process (GO): lipid metabolic process
Source: RefSeq, a predicted model, not a curated record